AUGAAAAAACCUGAAGAAAUAUUUGAAUUUGUUAAACAAUGUGGUGAUGCACUUUUGCCUUCUUAUAUACCAAUUGUGAAACGAAGAAUGAACAUGAAAUUCACCAAGGAGCAGAAACGUUGGCAACAAAUACGUAGAGGACGUUAUGUAGAAUUUAAUUUGUUGUGGGAUCGUGGCACAAAGUUUGGGUUACAAACUCCUGGUGCAAGAAUUGAAAGCAUUUUUAUGUCUUUGCCAUUGACUUCCAGAUGGGAAUAUAUGCAUUCACCUGAGAAAAACAGCAUUGAAGAAAAAUUAAUUGAGGUCUUAAAAAAUCCACGCGAUUGGGCUUCACAAUAA
Messenger RNA from Entrophospora sp. SA101, 339 nucleotides. Lineage: Eukaryota; Fungi; Glomeromycota; Glomeromycetes; Entrophosporales; Entrophosporaceae. The record is from the annotation of a GenBank genome assembly.